Molecule: messenger RNA, 2466 nt
Organism: Synchiropus splendidus (mandarinfish)
Lineage: Eukaryota; Metazoa; Chordata; Actinopteri; Syngnathiformes; Callionymidae
Product: syndecan-2-like
Exons: 5
Coding region: 198-1010 (270 amino acids)
Biological process (GO): cell migration
Cellular component (GO): membrane; cell surface
Source: RefSeq, a predicted model, not a curated record
UACGGCCAGUCCAAACAACUUUUCCAGACUUGGCUCUUCACUUCUCUGCGGCUUCGGGAGCGGACAAACCAAGUACCGAGCUUUUUCAAGAGCCACGAGCGAUAGCGACAAACCUUACCGAAACAAACCGCCAGUUUCUCUCGCACCAAAGCGUGAGGCGCUUCAUUUAUCCCCCCGCCGCGUCUGUCGGGAUUAAGAUGAGGAAUCUGUGCGUGUUGCUCCUCGUCGGUCUGGCGACGGGACUCGUCAGCGACACGCUCCUGGUCGCCUCCCAGCCGUCCUCCCUCACGGCAGAUGACCUGUACUUGGAGGGCCACACGUCGGCUGACCUCCCCGUAGAUGAUGAAGAUGGUGGUGAUGAUGAAGACUACAACUCAGGCUCUGGCUCUGGAGACGGGUUCGUUGACACUGAAGAGACACUCAGGAAGUUCCUCAACUUCUCCACGACUAAGUCUGACAAGGAAGUGGUGCCGACUCAGCCGACCCCGUCUCAGUCAACCAGGAAGCCUUCAGAGACAGACGUGGACAUGACGCCGUCUGUGUCUCCUGAGCGAGUCCAGGAUAAGGAGGCACCAGCUGUUCAGCCGACCGCUGACGGGUCCAAGAACAAACCCGUCACGCCCAGCCUGUCUCCGCGGGGAAGCACCACCAUCAGCAUGGACAUCAGCAUCACCGACGAGGUGGAGGACAACAGCCUGGAUCGAUGGGACAACCCCAAGGACAAAGAGAAGAAGAAGGACAUCCAGAAGCCUGAAGAAGAUAACGAAAUCAUGCCCAACGGCGCCAAAAGGAGCUUUGAGGAUGUGACUUCUGAGAGCAUGUGGGAGAGGACGGAGGUGCUGGCAGCUGUGAUCGCGUGUGUGGUGGUGGGCUGUAUCUGCGCCAUCUUCCUCCUCUUCAUCUUGGCCUACCGCAUGAAGAAGAAGGACGAAGGAAGCUACGACCUGGGAGACACCAAGAUCUCAGCAACGGCCUACCAGAAAGCCCCGACCAAGGAGUUCUAUGCCUGAGCGAAUGAGGAACAGUGCAUUUCAGGACGGCGAUGAAUCCACUCUGGACCUUCAGCAGCCACUGUGGGGGAGGUGGGGGAGGAGUCUCCCGGCAGAGUUCACCUCUUAUCCCACCGUGCCGCUCUUUUCUCUUUCCUUUUUUAGUCCAGAAUUAGGAAUAACACAGGAGCAAAUUUAUGGGCGUUUGGAAGACAAAUUGGAGACUGAAGCGACUGCCUUUAAACUGCCACCACUGCCUUCCUCAUCGGUGCCUUACACCUAAUUACCAGCUGCAAUGGACAUGUUUUGCUUUGAGAUCGUUCCAGAAAGGACCUAGUGAUUUCCCUAUUAAUUUCACGCCAGACUAUCAUUGUUACAUUUCAUUUUCUUCAUUGCUGUUUGUGUUUUCGAGUGAGAACCCAACAUGUUAUUCAAUACAUUGUCCAGUAUUGGUAUGAGAGAUUUUUGUUACUCUGCAGGUACUUUAUUUUUUGUUUUCCUAUUUGCAGCUCUGACCAAAUAUAAUUGUGCUUUAGUUGUCUUUUGCUACAUGUAUCUUUUAUUAGCUUUUAUAAAGGUGUGUUUGAAACGUGUACCAUGUUGCUGUAAGCCAUUUAAAGAGGGAUUCCAGUCUUGUAUGCUUUUGCACAAGUGUGCUGUUGUUAUGACUUGAUUUAAGAUCGAUGUGAGUCAGUCACAUUCCAUGAAGCCAAAGAAACUUUGUAGCAGCAGCUGGGCGUCAGAGUGAGAUGACGCGUUCAUCUGGAACACUUCAGCAGUAACACUCGAUACAAGCCUUGAACUUUAUAGACUGGAUCAGAAACAGUGCUCAAACCUGUCUCAAAUCAGUGAAAUAUUUCCCCUUAUUUUAUUUGUCUAUUUUAUAGGAGACUUUCCUGUGAGUUCAGUCGAAGCUGAGCAUCACGUUUUGGUCACUAAGUAAAGUUUAAUUUCACCAAAGCCUUUUCAACAUUGUUUACAAACACAUGUCCUAUUUUUGGUACGAAAACAUCUAAAGGUAAUCUGGAAUGCUACCUAUAACUGGAAUUACAUUUCUUCCAAGGCACUUGGAUCAAAAGUACCUCACAAGAACUGGGUAGAUAUUCACGCAUCAGCGGUACAGUCACACACUUUCUUUUAGGCAGCCUGUAAAUAUACACUAUAUGUUGAUAAUACUAUAAUUUAUAUGCAUUAAUUUAUACUUGCUUAGUCAGUUAUCCAGGUCAGUGUAUUGGUGACAAAUGAGGUUGUACAGCAUUUACUCAUGAUUGAUGAAUCCUUGUGCCUGCCCGUCUCUCGAUUUACAAGCCUAAACAAAUGCCAGCGACAAGUGGCUUUUCAGUGACUGAAUUUUCAAAAGCAGUGGACCGAGUUGAAGAGGAGUUACUGAUCAGUUGGAUCUCCAGGCAGCCGAUGGACGUGUGCGGCUGAAACUGUAACAUGAGGUUCACUACUGAAUAAACAUGGCUUCAAUCCA